Chanos chanos (milkfish) is the source of this 2078-nucleotide messenger RNA. It is a transcript of the gene pxmp4, whose product is annotated as peroxisomal membrane protein 4. Bases 45 to 689 code for a protein of 214 amino acids. The transcript is spliced from 4 exons. The record is from RefSeq and is a predicted model, not a curated record. Gene Ontology annotation, cellular component: peroxisomal membrane. Lineage: Eukaryota; Metazoa; Chordata; Actinopteri; Gonorynchiformes; Chanidae.
UGUGUCACAGUAGUAAAAGUCCCCUACUAAAGGAUAUUAGAGCCAUGGCAGGGUCGGAUUUGUUGAAAACUGUGCUGUACACAGUCAACACUUUGCUUCAGCAAGAAAAGUACAAGGCUGCCCUUGCAGUUGUCAAAGGAUUCAGAAAUGGAGCCGUAUAUGGAGCAAAAAUCCGCGCGCCCCAUGCCCUAGUGAUGACGUUUCUCUUCCGGAGUGGGAGCUUAAAGGACAAACUGAGAGCUAUAGCCCAAGCCACGUACACACAUUCCAGGAACCUGGCCUGCUUCGUGUUCACAUACAAAGGCCUGCAAGCACUCCAGCAGCACAUCCAGGGGAAAAGUCUCCAGUCCCAGGCCUUCCUGGCAGCAUGUCUGGGCGGUUGGCUGGUGUUUGGAGACAACAACCAUAUAAACAGCCAGAUCAACAUGUACUUAUUGUCUCGUAUCCUGUUCGCCCUGUCUCGUCUGGCUGUGGAAAAGGGCUAUAUCCCACAACCCAAAAGGGACCCUUUCCCCCUGUUUGCCACUCUGGUUUGGGGUAUCGUCCUGUGGCUGUUUGAGUAUUACCCACACACGCUACAGCCCUCGCUCCAAAGCUCCAUGAGCUACCUGUACCAUGACAGCAACGUGUGGCACGAUAUCUCAGACUUUCUCAUUUACAACAAACCCAAAACAACAGCGGCUAAGUGAAGCCCCCCCCCCCACCCCACCCCACCCCCCCCCGCGCUCUUAACACUAAACCCUCUGUGUCCCAGCCCAGCGGUUCUUUUUGGAAUCAUAAUUCAGAAUGGUUGCCUUAAAGCAUGUUUAAGCCAGUUUUUAAUUCCUUCACAAGUCUGUGUCACUCGGCUUCGUCUUCCUCGUUUUACAGUGCUCCGUAAUAAAAAAAAUUAAAAAAAAAAAAAAAAGCUAUGUGAACAAGCAUUUGGAAAGAACUGAUGCAGUUUUGAUUCUGUCCAUCUUGUUCCUGUUCAGAGUGCACUGAAGAGAGGUCUUGAAAGAACACUGUAGCAGAGUUGUAAGUUGGAAACUCCUGCCUUAGUUCAUAUGAAUUUUCUUUUGACAUGUUUGUCUCCCCUGGCAGAGUGAGUGACCCUAAUGUUUCGUGGUGUUUUUAUAAAGCUGAAUCCUUUUUGUGUCUCUGAAACGUUGGUUGCAGUACUGACUUGAUUGCUGUGUCAGUGUUUCUCCCUCUGUUUGUGUGGGUGUGUUCAUUCCACAUCUGACUUUUCCAGUCCUUUGUACCAAACCCUUAUUAAUCCACAUUCUGCAUAGCUGAUUCAUAUACAGGUAAAAAUGAUGGAAUUAUAGUGUCAGUGUGGGCUCUUUAGUAAUGGGAUUGGCUUUUUGUCCAGUCCGCACUCUGUGUGUGUGUGUGUGUGUGUGUGUGUGUGUGUGUGUGUGUGUGUGUGUGGACAGCAAUAGUGGAAAAUGUCUCAAUAUGUUGUCACAGAUUUCAUUAACAAAAUUUUUCACAGAAAAUCUCCAAUGGUCUUCAGGUAUCUGAAGAAGGAGAAGAUAUAGCUGAUCUCUGUGAUUUUUCUAAAAAGCUAUGGAAAUGCUAGCCAUAUUUCAGUGGAGAGCCUAAUGAUGAUGACGAUGAUACUUGUGUUUGAAAAGGUGUUCUUUGCCAAGGUUUAGCGAAUGCCACGUAUGUCGAGCAACCUGACAUUAAGGUUGAGGUAGGGUGAGACAGAAUGAGUGGUGGUUGGCAUGACAACAGGUUUUGCAUGUUUUUGGCAUUACUUGAUAAUUACUGGAUAAUUUUUUUGAAUCACGGGUCCUUAGAGCCAGGAUCUUUUCUGUGUACCAAUCAGCAUUCCUCAUUUCAAAAGAUCACGCACUGAUCUCCUCUCUAAACGUGUGUCUGAAAGCAUGUAAAAUGUCAAUUAGGCAAGAGGAAAAGCAAUAAAAUAAAGUAACUUUUAUAUUUUAGAAUGUAAAUGUAAAUUGUUCACGAUUGAAUCUGUUUGUGUGUGUGUGUGUGUUUUUUAUUUGUUUUUGUUUUGUUUUUUCUUUUCGGAAAUUGUAUUUGAAUAUACGAUGUAACUCAAUAAAUGAUGAUAUUGAAUAACUGAA